Messenger RNA from Haliotis rubra (blacklip abalone), 4685 nucleotides. RefSeq names its product potassium voltage-gated channel protein Shaw-like. Gene Ontology annotation, molecular function: delayed rectifier potassium channel activity; protein binding. The coding region runs from base 665 to 2311 and encodes 548 amino acids. Lineage: Eukaryota; Metazoa; Mollusca; Gastropoda; Lepetellida; Haliotidae. Gene Ontology annotation, cellular component: voltage-gated potassium channel complex; membrane. The transcript is spliced from 3 exons. Gene Ontology annotation, biological process: protein homooligomerization; potassium ion transmembrane transport. The record is from RefSeq and is a predicted model, not a curated record.
GACGUCCCUCGCUGUAGACAGAAGUUUGUUUCUGGUCGGUUCUGUGAGGUAAUAGUUAUAUGAGUGUGGAAUGUCCGUCUGCUAAAACAGACGGUAGUUAUGGCGAUGAUUUAGUUGAAGUUUUAGUGUUUUACCGGACUCUACGUUUCAUCCAGCGGUGAAGCUACAUGGGAUCGUCUCAUCUCGCUCAGACGGUAGCUCUCCGAUCGAAGAGUUGUGUUCAGAAACGGAGGGUCGGGCGGCAGGCUGUGGCAGAUUGAGCAUCAUGCUGUACAAUGCCGAGCUACCCACACGCGGAGUUGUGUCUUUGUCUUACACCAUCAAGUGAGGUGGACUUUGAAAAUCAGGAUGAAUAUUUAAUGGGUUUGUGUAUCAUGCAAUACGUGACCUCCGGAUAACCCACGGAUCCCAUUGGCCGUGAUGGUGGGAACAGUUAUGUUUUAUUAAAAGCUGCAACCAUACAGGUUGAGCAUGUAAGACAGCCUUUCUUGUAGCCGUUGUCAAUGAAUGGAAUGCCUCUGCUUGUAUGGCAGUAGCAGACGACUUGAGCAGAAGCAGACGACUCUACUUCAAGUUCUGUUUGGGGAUCAGUAGCUCCAGAGAUGGCGUGGGGCUACCAAAGAUGCAGAGGGGAGGAGAAAGUUGAAAGCCCUUAUGGCAAAGUAUGAUAAUCACCCAUGCAACUUUAAUCAUGAGUGCGUAUGUUCGAGGAGGCAAGGAUAUUCAGCGUUUCAUAGUGGACGAGGACGAUGUCGGGAACACCCCUCUCAAAGUCCGCAGACAGUCGUUGACUGAUGACGAGGAGAUUGUUCUUAACGUGGGGGGCGUGCGGCACGAAACGCACGCGUCCACCCUGCAGAACGUGCCCAACACGCGCCUGUCACGCCUGGCGGAGAACCACCUGUUGGGUGACGGGAAGGAGGAAUACUUCUUUGACCGCCACCCCGCCGUGUUUAACUCUAUCAUCGACUUCUACAGGACAGGUGAGCUGCACGUGCCCCUGGAGGUGUGUGGAGCUGUGGUGAAGCGCGAGCUGGACUUCUGGCAGAUGAACGAACAUGAAAUCAAAGCCUGCUGUUGGCGCCAUUACCGCUCCUACAUAGAGAACCAGAGGAUCCUUGAUUCGUUUGACACCUCGCUCCAGAAGGAAAGCUUCACUGUCGACCUGGAUCUAUUGUCAGGAUGGAAGUAUUGGCAGACCAAGAUCUGGCUGAUUCUGGACCACCCGAGAACUUCUCUUCUGGCCAUGAUGUACGGCAUCACGUCCUUCCUGUUCGUUGCUCUGUCCAUCGCCGGCUUCUGUCUGGAGACGUUGCCGUCCCUGAGACCGAUGACCAACGUGACGACCAAAUGUGACGGCGUUGACAGCAUAUCCAGCGUUAUCACCUCACACGAGGCUCUCAACAUCAUCGACGUGAUCUGUACCGUCUUCUUUACACUGGAGCUGAUAUUAAGAUUUACGGUAGCUCCGAAUAAACUGAAGUUCGUACGUUCGCCAAUGAACAUAAUUGACCUUCUGGCUUUGAUUCCUCUCUACGUUCAGAUUAUAUUCGAAAAAUCGGAUCAAAAAGCCUGUUACCUCAACGAAAGACUUGUGAUUGAGAUUAUGUUCAUCCUCAGGAUCAUCCGGAUGUUCCGCAUCUUCCAUCUUGUGAAGCAUUACCAGGCGCUGAAGGUGCUGGUGUAUGCACUGAAGGCGAGCCUCCAGGAGUUGAUGAUGCUCUUCAUCUUCCUCAUGAUCGGGAUGCUUGUGUUCGCCACCAUGAUCUACUACACAGAGAGGAAAGACGCCACGAACCCCAGUGACACCUUCAACACAAUUCCCGUCGGCUUCUGGUGGGCCAUCAUCACCAUGACAACAGUAGGAUACGGCGAUAUCUAUCCACGGACUCCAAUCGGAUACAUUGUUGGAACAGCCUGCUCUGUUUGUGGAGUACUGCUUUUGGCCUUGACCUUCCCUGUUAUUUCUAAUAACUUCAGUCUGUUUUAUACUCACGUCAGGUCCCGAUCGCAAGCACUGAGGCGCGUGGAUAGAGGAGCUAAAGACCCAGAACCCCUUAAACAGAUGCCUGGAACUGAUCGUCCCCCUUCGGUAGCGUCAACUGUGGUAGAGCCGUACAUGAACGGUAACGCUCGAGACAAAGGCAGUGAUAAGACAAGUCCAAUCCUUGUCUCCAGAAUGUCAAGAAACGGGUCCAUCAGCGACGUGAUAAUGAAGAAUAUAGAUUCCUCGUAUAGCCUACAUCAGAAUGGUUCCAUGAAAACACGCUCAGACGACGGAGGAUCGUGUCAAGGGGAGACGCACGUAUGACGCGCUUGUACGUCAGUCGUGACGCGCUGGUUGGAAUUCUUGUGAUAUGGAGUUGUGAGAUGAACCGUUACCUUUUCACGCCUGCAUAACCAACGCUGAGAAUUGUCUACGUUCUGACAGCAGUGUGACAACGUUCGCUGUUUGCCUACUUACAAUUUUUCCACUUUUCUUCUGUGAUUUAUAUGUGAAUUUGAUGCUUUCUGCAGGGCGGAAGGCAACAGCUAGUUGGCUGUACAGAGUUGUCUCAGUACGGGAUAUUUCCGUAUCUUCUUCCACCGUUGGUACUUCACGGGUUAGCAUUAACUGCCUUCCUCCAUCACCCGUGAAUGUAGACAGUAGUUAUGUUUAACAGCCAAUCAAGGAAAAGCUUUGUUCCAGUGAACCAUGUGCUGUUAAGAGUUCACGCCAAGGAGCGUUCGGAUUAUUUCGGUUCUAUUUCUCAUGCAACGUGCGUCUACUUUUCAACGGGUAAUAAAUGAGACUUGCAUAACAGAAUGAAAUGAGCACAAUUCCGUUCAUGACCUUUCGUUAAACUCCAACAUUACCUGAUGUUGAACACUGUUUGGAGCAGAGGUUGCAAGGCCAUGGUGCACGUUGGGGGGGAAUAUUGCCUUCAUGAGCUGAACGCUGAUUGGUCUGACACUCGCCGGCUUCCCUUUCACGGAAAGGGGUUACUUGAUUGGUUGGUUAAAAAUAGAAUUUGAUCCCCACAGCGACUUUACACCUUCUGUGGUGCUGGAGGAAAGCAGUGCAAACAAACCCGUGAAGGGCGUAUUCAUGUUCUCAGAUAACUCGUUCCCUCACUACUCAUUCCUCAGGUUAGACCGAUCUGAUGCAACAUUUUUCAUGAAAGGCGCUUUCCCUAAUACAGCCCCCAAGCAAUAACAGUCCAGCAGAUACACCCAGUCAGCGCCAGUUUAGCAAUAACACUGGAGUUAACGUUUAGAAAUAACUUGAUUAAAGCGAAACCCAUGUCACUACAAAUCAUAUUAGUCAUUUCAGGUCUUCAGACAAUGAGACGUCGUUUUACUGAAAAAUCUCUAAAAUCAUCAACUCAUUACAUAUGAAUGAAUGGAUUUUAUCUAAAAAUGUAUACCCAUUUAGAUAUUAUAUGUAAAUCUGUGACAACAUAGAUUUUGUGAUAUCAAUACAGAUCCUGAUAUUCAAAAAUCAAUAGAUUUGCCGUAUAGCUGCCAUCAAUUUUAGUACCUCGAGUUUAGGUGAUUUGAUAGUUUAAAUAAUUUGGGAUAUGACAAAAUGUACCAUUGAUCUGACUAUAUGCAGAAUAUAUAGUUUAGCAGUGCCUCGUGGUAAACAUUUUCUUAUGUAAAUGAUACUUCGAAUGACAACAAUGUUAGACAAGUCAGUGGGGCGUCAUGUCUUGAAUGUCGUCGUCGUUCUGGAAAGUCCAUUCGACUUUCUCCCGCCGCCCAGAACUCUCCUUCCCACGGUAAACAAUCAAACGUUUUCGUGUCUGAAUUUAUUCCCGACGCUGUGGAGACCUCCAGUUGUGGUGAAGAUAUACUAAUACCAUUUUACCUUGACAAUAAUCCUGGUUGACCAUGUUCACUAAAGCUCCCUCGACAUAAUGAAUGUAUUUGAACACUGGUACCAUGUGUGAUAGAAUAUACAUUGUCAAAAAUUAAGUCAUAUAGUCUUUUUAAUAAUAUCUUUUUUUAAUUUCGCCUGUACGCUUUCUGGUUGUAGUUGGGGAUUAGGAACACAUAGAAGUAUACAGAUCGUCCAAUAACCAUGUUCCCACCUGAAGCGAGAUAGACGAAGGGAGAUAACUCUAAACUGUAACGCUCGCAAAUCCUCACAGCCGAAGACCGCUGUAAAUAUGACUACUACUACUGGUGCAGUAUGUCCUGAAGUGAUAUGAACGAACCAACAUCGGAUCAUAUAUUCACAUUAAAGUAUUAUUUUUAAAUUUUCAAAACUAAUAUCGUUCAUGUAACAUGAUAAGUGUCAGCUUUUUAACAGUAAGACAAGUAAAUCCGCCAAAAGCUGUUUCUAUUAUUUUUUCUGUGGACCAUGGACCAUGUAAGGGUCGAUGGUAAGAAGGCCACUGUUGACGUCACCAAGAGAAGCAUUAACACAUUCAGCCUGGUUCCCGGGGUCUGCUGCGCUAACGCUUCGGCACCGAAGCGUUAGCGCAGCAGACCCCGAGAACCAGGCUAUUACACAUUUAUCCUGAUUGUCUCCCCUUGUUCCAUCCACUUCUUCCACAGGCAUCAUCGGCCGCUGGCGUCCUCUGGCGUCCUCAUGACAUUGUGAUAUUAUGAACAAAUACUCAUGUUAUCAUGUUUGAGUCGCUAUAAUAAUAAUCAUCAUCAUAAUGAACAGAUAUUGAUUACUUUAGUGAGUGAAUGCG